Messenger RNA from Symbiodinium natans, 396 nucleotides. The record is from the annotation of a GenBank genome assembly. Lineage: Eukaryota; Dinophyceae; Suessiales; Symbiodiniaceae.
AUGGGUAAUGCGACUUGCUGCUCCAAGGAUGAGUCCAGCAACACGGACCUUCCCGAGCAGAAGGAUGCCAAGCCUACCGCUCCGGAAACCGCCGUCGUGGAGGAAGCAGUUGCUCCUCAGCCACGUGAUGGAGAGUUCAUCAUCAUCCUGGACAAGACCAAUGGAGAGCGUCUGGGCAUGGAUGUGGAUCACGAGGACGGUCGUACCCUAGCCGUCGACGCCAUUACUGGCGGCCUCAUCGAGAAGUGGAACAUGGAGCACCCAGAGAAGGCCUUGAGGCCGAAGGACCGCAUCGUGGAGGUCAAUGGCUUGCGCGGGGAUGUCCUGCAACUCGUGGACGAGUGCAAGAAGCCGAAGGUCCUGACAAUCUACGUGAAACGAGAGUCUCCGGCCUAA